Molecule: messenger RNA, 2204 nt
Organism: Lynx canadensis (Canada lynx)
Lineage: Eukaryota; Metazoa; Chordata; Mammalia; Carnivora; Felidae
Gene: TRIAP1
Product: TP53 regulated inhibitor of apoptosis 1
Exons: 2
Coding region: 53-283 (76 amino acids)
Source: RefSeq, a predicted model, not a curated record
GCGCUUAAGAGUGACGACAUCAGAGCGCGCCGCCACUGCUGCCGCCGCCGCCAUGAACAGCGUAGGGGAGGCCUGCACUGACAUGAAGCGCGAGUACGACCAGUGCUUUAAUCGCUGGUUUGCCGAGAAGUUCCUCAAGGGGGACGGCUCCGGGGACCCGUGCACCGACCUCUUCAAGCGCUACCAGCAGUGUGUUCAGAAAGCAAUAAAGGAGAAGGAGAUCCCCAUUGAAGGACUGGAAUUCAUGGGCCAUGGCAAAGAAAAGCCUGAAAGCUCUUCUUGACCUUGACAGUCUCCUUGAAAAUGGACUCCUCGAAUCAGGAAAUAGAGGACACUGGAUUUCGUCAGUUAAGGCUGUUAAAAUAGCCAUCGAUUUGAUGAGUUUAGGAGGGAGUUUUCUUUCCUCCUUAAUUUCCUCUCAAUUGUGUAAGAGGAUGAACCAUCACUCUUUGCUUUGAGAGGAUUUCUUACUCUGGCAUCUUGCAGGAACUCCAUGUGCUAAAACUGAAUGAUUUCUUAGGAUUAUGAUCUGGGAUAAGCUUUAAGUAUCCUUUGUAUGUGAACACUGAUAGACUUGUCAGGAUGAUCAGGGUUGCCUAACCUCUUAAGUUUUGCUCUGAAGGACAUGAGGUACAUUGUACUGGGAUUAUUCAUGGAAGCGAUUGGUUAGGAUCUCUUCUCUCAGGGAGCUAAUGCUCUGAAAAAGGGAUCCCAGCACAAGUUUUAAUCAAUGCUUGGGAGCAUGGCUUUAUUUCUAUAGAACUGUUAAGAUUGCUGGUGGACUGGGUUAGCCAACAGGAAAACAGCUUUAACAGAGUUCCCUGCCUUAAAAAGAGGUGUCAGAUUUCAGAUUAAGAUGUGAAAGCUUGAAGAAUAUUGCAGUAAAAACCAUUUCAGAGCUCACAGUGUAGUUUAGGAAUUAAGAUUUCAUGGAGUAACUAUGGAGGAACAUCCUAAAUUGCAAAGAUCUGCUGUUGCCAGUUUUCAACCCAAGUCAAUUAAGCCAACCCGUAUUAUCUUAAAACUGCCAAAAUGCUGCAUCUGGUUAAAAGGUUAAAGUUUGCUUUAUUUGCCUCAUGUAUCCACCCUGCCCUGGAAUGUCUGUAAUCAUGAAGAUGGAAUAAAUUGUAACAUCUAGUUUCAUUAUUUGCCCCUGGAGAACUCAGUGCACUUUAUGGAACAGCUAUUACACUGUAACCCCACAUAUCUCAUAUGCACACUAAGGGAGAGUUUUGUUUUAUAACUUAAAGGUGAAAAGUGAAGAUUUAUCUAAGUGAAAUAGUGUGCUAUAACAAUUAGAAAUCUCACUGAUUUCUGAAGUUUAUUCCCACAGUAAGCUACACAAAUAAUAUGCUUAUAUAACUGCACAAAAAAAAUGCCAGGAUCAGGUGAGCACUUACACACUUUGGAAUGUCAGGUAAUCACCAAAACUGCAUAUAUUGAGUAAUUUGGUUCACACAUAUAUACCCAAUAUAGUAUGAAACAGUUUACAGAAGGCAAAAAUUCUAUUAUCCUCUCCAAUUUACCAAUGACUACUUCAUAUUUAACAUGGCCAGUCCUUAAUGUCAUUUCAAGACAUUCUACAUUUAUAUUUUUGACUGGUUACAGUCCAUUAUACAAGGAUUAGAAGAGAUCAUUGGAACCCGGUUGAGGGAUGCCAGGCAGCAAGCCAAAGUUAAGUACAUCUGUUCUGACCUCAGACUGGCCACAAGUACAACAGUUCCAUAGUGACUUGGAAGCACAAGCACAGGCUGCGGUUAGAUCACAAAAUGGUAAAGACAGCAGGGAUCCUUUUUUUCCUUACUGUAAAUGGCUUUCAUGCCUUGUGUUUCCAUUUGCCUCACCUCUGCAGUACUAGUUUACUGUGUGUACUGUGCAAUACCAAAACCUGGUAGCCUCUUGCUCUUUACUACCCAACUGUCUGAUUGAGCCUCAAGAAUAAAACCAGCUCCAAGCCAACCAUGUUCUUCCACUGUAAUUGCUACUGAGGGAAUAUUUUUUUCUGAUUGUUCUUCAUUCUUUUUUGACUUCAUCCUCCCCAUAAAGUGACUCCAACUAUCUCAGCUACUUCAGAGAUUUUAAAUUUUGAGGAAGAAUGAAUGGCUCUUUAAGGGUGACUUUGUUACUAUUACUAUUGUUUCUCCUUAAUUCUUAGUGCUAUAAGGUUUUAAUUCCAGAAACAAAUAAAGCCAAUGGUAUAUGCA